Lottia gigantea (owl limpet) is the source of this 1305-nucleotide messenger RNA. RefSeq lists its product as hypothetical. The record is from RefSeq and is a predicted model, not a curated record. Lineage: Eukaryota; Metazoa; Mollusca; Gastropoda; Lottiidae. Bases 1 to 1305 code for a protein of 434 amino acids. The transcript is spliced from 3 exons.
AUGAAGAAAUCAGAGCCUCAUACUGGUCCAAUUAUGAGUAUUUAUUCUGAGUGUAGAUGUUUUGGAUCGCAGAUCUUUGAGGAUCUCGGUCUAAAGACGUCGACCGGAGUUCAACCAAGCCAGCCUUUUAAUGAUGGGUCUUUGGAAAUUCAACCACCAGAGCUUCUGUGUUUGAAACAUCAGUCUUUGGAACCGCAAUUUUUAGAAGAUCAGUCUCGGGAUACCCAAUCUUUUAGAGGUAAUUCUUUGGAACCUCAAUUUUUGGAAGAUCAGUUUCUGAAAGUGCAAUCUUUGAAAAAUCCCACACCAGAUGAUAACUCUUUGGACUUUCAAAUUGAUGAAGAUCAUUCUUUUGAAGAUCAGACCAUUGGAAUUCCAUAUUCUGAAGAUUUUGGAAUUCCUUCCUCAGAAAUCAGUUGUGUGGAUAAUCUUGGACAAUUGUUUCAAUAUAUGGAAAGACCACAAGCAGAUGUUGAUCAUGUAGACUUUCGUCGUCCUGAAAAAAGUGCCAAUAAAUUUCAGGGCUUGUUGAAUUUUUAUGAUCAGAAAUAUCCAUCAGAUACUUUUAAACCUCAAGCUGUCAGACCAAAAGAAGACAAGCCAAUUAACAAAAUGAGACACUCUUUCUUUACAAAAUUUCCUCUAGUAGUAAUUUUGGCUAUUGGUUAUCUGACGAUUUUCAAUAUUUUUGUGAUGCUUCAUCCCGACUCGUACAGAGAACAAACAAGUGAAGGAGGUAUUCGAUUGGUUGUUCAUCCCCUGUUCGUGUCCAUGUCAAAACCAACACAAAUAAAGUACCCAGGUUUUCGGCCACCGAUAUUAGAAGAUAGAAUAGGCCCUUCUCAUGGUGGAAUUUACUUUGACGUUGAUCAAAUCGCAUUGAAAAGUUUCGACAGAUUUCGACAUCACCAGAUGGUAAUGGCGCACGAAUCUAAAGACAAUCUAGGAAACGCUGUGAUAAUAUCCAAGAAAAUGGCGCCAUUUUUAGACGUCUGGUUCAGAAACUAUAACUCGUACGAUCCUAAACGAUGGGGUUAUCACUCCACGUAUCUGCCAUUGGAACUUUCUAAAAGGUACCCGGACCUAAUUCACAUUGAAAACAGAACGUUUUUUGAUCUGGACUUGUCGAGAAUCUAUGAACUAUACUACGGCCAUGUAGAGUGGUCAGAGAGCACGGCGGUUCACUUGUACGUACGCUGGAUCAAGAAAUAUUUCACAUUGAACGAAUUGCGGACAAUGGACACCAGUAUCGGAGAGAUUGCUAGAUUUAUUAUGUAUGACUCAACUAAAAUUUGUCAGGGGUGA